CUUGGUGGUGGCCUGGUGAGUGGGUACCAGAAAGACAAGAAACAUGUCGGAGUUCUGGUUAAUUUCAGCCCCAGGUGAUAAGGAAAAUUUACAAGCUCUGGAGAGGAUGAAUACUGUCACUUCCAAAUCCAACCUGUCCUACAACACAAAGUUUGCUAUUCCUGACUUCAAGGUGGGGACCUUGGAUUCUCUUAUUGGUCUCUCAGAUGAGUUGGGGAAACUUGAUACCUUCACUGAAAGUCUCAUAAAGAGAAUGGCGCAGAGCGUGGCAGAGGUCAUGGAAGACUCCAAGGGGAAAGUCCAAGAGAAUCUCCUGGCCAAUGGAGUUGACUUGACAUCCUUCGUGACUCACUUUGAAUGGGACAUGGCCAAAUACCCUGCAAAGCAGCCUCUGGCGAACGUGGUGGACACCCUCACAAAGCAACUGGCACAGAUCGAGACUGACCUGAAGUCCCGCACGGCCACCUACAGCGCUCUCAAGAUGAACCUGGAGAACCUGGAGAAGAAAUCCACGGGGAACCUCUUCACUCGGACACUGAGCGAUAUUGUGAGCAGAGAGGACUUUGUGUUGGAUUCAGAAUAUCUCAUCACACUGCUGGUCAUCGUCCCCAAGACAAGCUACGCCCGGUGGCAGAAGACCUACGAAUCGCUGUCGGAUAUGGUGGUCCCUCGGUCGACCAAACUGAUCGCGGAGGACAAUGAUGGCGGCCUCUUCACUGUGACUCUGUUUCGAAAAGUGAUUGAUGAUUUCAAAGUCAAAGCCAAAGAAAACAAGUUCACUGUCCGUGAAUUUUACUAUGACGAGAAAGAAAUCAAAAGGGAAAGGGAAGAGAUGACGAGACUUCUGUCUGAUAAGAAGCAACAGUAUGGCCCAUUGCUGCGCUGGCUCAAGGUGAACUUCAGUGAAGCGUUCAUUGCGUGGAUCCACAUAAAGGCGCUGAGAGUGUUUGUGGAGUCUGUGCUCAGGUACGGACUGCCCGUGAACUUCCAGGCUGUCCUCCUGCAGCCUCACAAGAAGUCAGCCACCAAACGCUUGAGAGAAGUGCUUAACUCGGUCUUCCGACACCUGGACGAGGUGGCGGCCGCGAGUAUACUGGAUGCCUCGGUGGAGAUCCCCGGGCUUCAGCUCAGCAACCAGGACUAUUUCCCCUACGUCUACUUCCACAUCGACCUCAGCCUCCUUGACUAGUAGGGGCUGGCGCCUGGCACCACCAGAUCCACGGACACGCACACUACAGCUCCUACGGUUUCUUGCUCACGAACCCGGCUCUAAAGGUCUCUGCAAUUUUGAUUUUCAGACAAAUUGCUCGCAAACGUUAGUUACAGUGUAUUUAUUUUUUUAAGUUACAAUAAAAUGCUCAGUCCCUCAAAUCAUCUUUUCUUAGGUUCUAACAAUAAUUCGAAGUUUUUUUUUUCCUGAGCGUUUUACAUAAAUGUGAACUGCCUACAGCCUGGGAAGCACUUAGUCCCUGCUCUCCCACGCUUGCCCAGGACCCUAGUGGGAAAGCUGGACACCCUGCCUCACAACCAGCCCCUGGUGGCGGCCUGGGGAGGAAGCCGAGCCCCCCAGAUGACAGCGCAGCAUUUCAGGCCUUGCUUC
This is a messenger RNA of Dipodomys ordii (Ord's kangaroo rat), 1600 nucleotides long. It is a transcript of the gene Atp6v1c2, whose product is annotated as ATPase, H+ transporting, lysosomal 42kDa, V1 subunit C2. Gene Ontology annotation, molecular function: proton-transporting ATPase activity, rotational mechanism. Bases 44 to 1189 code for a protein of 381 amino acids. The transcript is spliced from 12 exons. Gene Ontology annotation, biological process: proton transmembrane transport. The record is from RefSeq and is a predicted model, not a curated record. Gene Ontology annotation, cellular component: lysosomal membrane; vacuolar proton-transporting V-type ATPase, V1 domain. NCBI's taxonomy places the organism in Eukaryota, Metazoa, Chordata, Mammalia, Rodentia, Heteromyidae.